Messenger RNA from Aspergillus aculeatinus CBS 121060, 1950 nucleotides. Its product is annotated as acetyl-coenzyme A synthetase. The record is from RefSeq and is a predicted model, not a curated record. The transcript is spliced from 4 exons. Gene Ontology annotation, cellular component: cytosol. Gene Ontology annotation, molecular function: acetyl-CoA synthetase activity; AMP binding. NCBI's taxonomy places the organism in Eukaryota, Fungi, Ascomycota, Eurotiomycetes, Eurotiales, Aspergillaceae. The annotation marks the transcript as partial.
CUGCCAAAUGAUACCCCCAGAAAACACCCCUCCACCCCGCACCUAGCCAACCUGGGCGAAUACCGCCGCCUCUACCAACAGUCCCUACGCGACCCGGACCGCUUUUGGGGAGAGAUGGCGACCUCCUGCCUGCACUGGGACCACCCCUUCCACACCACCCGCCACGGAUCCCUGGAAGCUGGCGACCACGCGUGGUUCCUCGGGGGCCGGCUGAACGCCAGCUACAACUGCGUCGACCGCCACGCGCUCGCCCACCCGGACAGGCCCGCCAUCGUCUACGAGCCCGACAUCCCGGCCGGCGAGCCGCAGCCGCCGCAGAUCACCUACGCCGAGCUCCUGCGGGACGUCAGCCGACUAUCCUGGGUGCUGAGGGAUCUCGGCGUCCGCAAGGGGGAGAUCGUGACCGUGUACAUGCCCAACAUCCCGGAGGCGGUGGUCGCGAUGCUGGCGUGCGCGCGCAUCGGCGCCGUGCACUCGGUCGUCUUUGCGGGGUUUUCGGCCCCGGCGCUGCGCGGCCGGCUGGAGGAUGCGCGGUCGCGCGUGAUCCUGACCGUGGACGAGGGCGUGCGCGGCGGGAAGACCGUGCCGAUGAAGCGGGUCGUUGAGGACGCGGUGGCCGGCUUGCAGGACCGUGACGCCAGCUGCAAGUGCAAGUGCAAGUGCCUCGUCCUCCGGAAGACGGGCAGUGCCGUGCCCUGGUCGCAGCGGACGGACGAUGCGUGGUGGCACGAGGAAUGCGCGCGGUGGCCCGGCUACUACGCGCCCGAGGCCAUGGGCGCCGAGGAUCCCCUGUACCUGCUGUAUACCUCCGGGUCGACGGGGAAGCCCAAGGGCCUGCUGCACGCGACGGCGGGCUAUCUGCUGGGCUGCGCCGUGUCCGGGAAGUACGUGCUGGAUCUGCAGCCCUCCGACAACAUGUUCUGCGCCGGUGACGUUGGCUGGAUCACCGGCCACAGCUACCUCGUCUACACGCCGCUGGUCCUGGGGCUGACCACCGUGCUCUUCGACGGCACCCCGGCCUUCCCGACCUAUGACCGGUAUUGGCAGAUCCUCGCGCGCACCCGGGCGACGCAUUUCUACACGGCCCCGACCGCCCUGCGAUUGAUCAAGAAGGAGAGCGGGAAUGGUUACGUUGCGGCGGCGCAGCAUAACCUGGAGCGUCUCAGGGUGGUGGCUUCCAUCGGGGAGCCCUUGGCCGCCAAUGUCUGGCAGUGGUGUUAUGAUACUCUUGCUGGGCAGGUGCAUGUUCUGGAUACCUACUUCCAAACCGAGACAGGCUGCCAUGCCUUUGCCCCGCUGGCCGCGGUCACUCCGAUCAAGCCCGGAUCCGUGGCGCUGCCAUUCUUCGGCUUCCGCCCGAUUCUGUUGGAUCCGGUAUCUGGGGCUGAGAUUCGGGACAGUGAAUCCGAGGGCUUGCUGGCUUUCGAUCAGGCGUGGCCCAGCAUUGCCCGCACGGUAUGGGGGGACCAUGCCCGGUACAUGAAGACUUACUUCGAGCAGCAUAGAGGAUACUUUACGACUGGAGAUGCUGCCAUCCGAGUCAAGAACGGAUACUUCAAAGUGCUGGGCCGGGUGGACGAUGUGGUCAAUGUAUCGGGCCAUCGACUCUCCACCGGCGAGAUAGAAUCCGCUCUCUUGAACCAUGGCGCCUUUGCCGAAGUUGCCGUCGUAGGGACCCAGGAUGAACUGACCGGACAGGCAUUGGUCGUGUUCGCGUGCUCAAGAGAUGACCUCGAGGAUGAGGCGAGUAAGGCGCAGCUCCGACAGUCGGCACAGCAGCACGUUGGGAAGUGGGUCGGUCGCUUUGCUGUACCCCGAAAGGUGUUCCUCGUCGACGAUCUGCCCAAGACUCGAUCCGGCAAGAUCAUGCGACGGAUUCUGAGAAAGAUCGUCGAAGGGGAAGAGAAGGAGUUUGGAGAUCUCUCGACGGUAAGUAUUCUUUGUGAGUGA